UGGUGCUGCUGGUGCUCUCAUCGUUAAAGGAAGUCGCAAGAAGUGUGGCGACGGCGGUGGCGUCGGUAGCGGCAGCAAGAUGGUGCUAAGCGAAGGCCAGCUGGCCCUCUGUACGGUGUUCACGCUUUGGUUAGGUGGUCUGCCAUUGAUGUACUCUCCGGCACCGCGGGGUGAUUGUGAAAACUGCUGCCCAAUCCGAGAACCGAAGGAUAUACAGUUCUUCCUCUACACAAGGCACAAUCCCGAGAAAGGUGACACACUGUUCGUGUCGGAUAAGAAGCAUCUCCGGGCGUCACACCUGAACCGGACCAAUCCGCUCGUCAUCUAUCUGCACGGUUUCAGCGAACGGGCACCCGGUGGUCCAGGGGAGAGUAGUAAGCAGAUCAAGGAUGCGCUACUGGCCGCGGACGACUACAAUGUGGUGCUGGUCGACUGGAGCCCCCUGACCGCGCUGCCCUGGUACGUGAACUCCGUUCAGAAUGGACCACGCGUCGGCCGGUACAUUGCCCGGUUCGUGCGGUUUCUCGUGAUGUCCGAGUUUCCGCUGGCGCAGGUCCAUCUGAUUGGGUUCAGUCUCGGUGCGGAGGUGGCCGGUUUUGCCGGCAAAACACUCAACGAGUGGGGUCUCAAGCUGCCCCGCAUUACCGGUCUCGAUCCCGCCUUCCCGCUCUACGUGUUCGAACGUGCAUCGCAACGGCUCGGACCGAAGGAUGCCGAGUUCGUGGACGUCAUCCACACCGACGGUGGUCUGCUCGGUUAUCCGUGGCCCCUGGGGCACGUGGACUUCUAUCCGAACGGUGGCAUACCGCUCCAGCCCGGCUGUGCCCAACAAGAGCUGGCCAAAAACCGUUGGCUUGGGGUGUUUAUCGGUUGUAGCCAUGCCCGGGCUUGGCAGUACUUUGCCGAAUCCCUUACCCGGCCACGUGCCUUCCUUUGCGAUCGCUGUGAACCGAGUGAAACGGCGGUGGAAGCAGCGAGGGGUGAACCGCGGGCGACACGCCAGACGGCCAACAACUGCACCAUGUCGAAGGAGGUGUUCAUGGGCAUGUACACCGAUCGGUCGCUCCGGGGUAAGUUCUACCUGUCCACGAAUCCGCAACCACCGUUCGGUAAGAAUUCCGGGCCGGCGGUGAUGACGACCACGACGGCCUCUGUUACGACGACCGUGCGAAGCACCUCGUGA
Molecule: messenger RNA, 1183 nt
Organism: Anopheles aquasalis
Lineage: Eukaryota; Metazoa; Arthropoda; Insecta; Diptera; Culicidae
Product: phospholipase A1
Biological process (GO): lipid catabolic process
Molecular function (GO): serine hydrolase activity; lipase activity
Source: RefSeq, a predicted model, not a curated record